This is a messenger RNA of Lotus japonicus, 1856 nucleotides long. RefSeq lists its product as uncharacterized. Lineage: Eukaryota; Viridiplantae; Streptophyta; Magnoliopsida; Fabales; Fabaceae. The transcript has 6 exons. Bases 621 to 1565 code for a protein of 314 amino acids. The record is from RefSeq and is a predicted model, not a curated record.
UGUGCUUUUUUAUUCCCCACAUGCAUUUUUUUCACUGCUAUCCAAAUGUGCCAUUUUUUUUAUAGCCAAUUAGCCAUAGAAGUAGAUUGAUUAUAUGACUGAUACUGUGAUCCACUGUCCUCUGUUUGCUGUUACUGCUAUUUGGGUUUGACUUUGUGUGGAUUUUGGAUGAAAUGAUUGAGUCAAUGGAAAAGCCUCAUUGGGGGCUUCUUGCUUGCUCUGAAAUGAAUCUGAUGCAGUCUUGUAAAAUGGCGGUUAUAGCGGCGCUAUAGCGCUGUAGCGUAGUGCUCUUUUGGAUUGCCGCUAUUUUCCGCUUUAAGAGGGUGGAAAUAGUGGAUUUUUGGCUUACUGCUAUAGUCCGCGAUCCGCGAUUAACAACACUGAUCUGAUGUCUGGUUUUAUUAAAAAUCAAAACUUUUUCCGAGUACCAGUAUUAAUGUACUUGAAGGAGUUCCAGAAUUUGUUUUUUGUGUACUGCUUGCAACCCAAUUUCAGAUACCCUUAUGCAGUUUUGUAUUUUAGAGUCACCAUGUAGAAGAGAAACAUAAUCAUUGUUAGCUGUAGUAGAUAGAUGCUGUGCUCAUGUAUCUAAGUCUCGUUAUCACUCAAAUCAUUGGAAGAUGACAAUUAUGCGAGGUGAGCAGUUAAAACAUGAUCAUCGAGAAAAGGACUUUGGUAAUUUUCAUGGAAACUUCGAUCUGAAUGAAACUGCUGAAGAGUUUGAGCAGCAGCCUGAUGUGCAGUGGGAAUUAUUAGAAAAUCACCAAAGCAGAUGUAAUGAAUUAUCUGGAAAGAUGGAGAAGCAUGGAGAUAACCUUAGUGUGGAGGCCCAACAACAUGGAGAACAGGUACCUCAGACAAGGACUUUCGAGGGGCGUGUUGAUCACUUGCUCUUUCUUGCACAAUCUGCUGAGGUAGUUGCGCAAUCGGAAGAUAGGGUGGCUCAAACGCAUACAAACAACCAAAGUAAAGACGUACAUAACAACAUGGUUGAUCAAAUCUCACAAGAACAUGCUAGCAUUGUAACUGCUGAUGAUCAGGAAUGCUCUAGAAAAGUACAUGAGGGAUUAUCAGCAUUUUCUCAUGUAAGUAGUCAGAGGAACAGGCUUUGUCAUGAAGUUGUAAGAACCCGCUUAACUCAAAUUCGAAAGCACGCUAGAUGUAAAUAUCUAAUAAUGGAUGAAGAGACUACCGAGCAUAACCAAUGCAAGCAUUCACGAGGAAAAACAAUGCGCCUGAGCCAAAUAAAGCAUCAAGCUAGGUGUAAAAGUAAGAAUGAUUUGUCACCACCACCAAUGAUAAUUGGACCCAGAAAUGAGCAACCACGUGGAAGAAUACUUCGACUGAGUAAGAUGAAACAUCAAGCUCGUUGCAAAGAGAAUUCAACAGUGAAAGAGGGGGCCGAGGAGCAUAUGGAUAUGAGUCAAUAUUGCAAUAGAUUGAAAGAAAACUCAGAAGCACAAAAGGAGUCUAUACCUGUGAAAAGAUUACGCUUAACUCAAUUGAGACGUGAAGUUCGUGCAGGGAGUCUAAGUUCUAUUAUGCAAAGACCCGGUCAGAAUUAGAGUUUUGUACAGAUCUGAUUUGGUAGCAAAAGUGUUUUAGAGGAGGAUGCAGACAAGAACAAGUGCUGCAGGGCUGCUAUGGAAAAUUUGUGCUGCCAUAUUUUUUUGAAAUGAACUUUCAAGAUAAUAUUUUGUAUAAAGUAUAAACAUCCUAUGACAAACUUGUAAUUAGCUUUAUAUGGUAAUUAUUUCUCUCCCUGAGAUACAAUACAAAGCCUUAUAGCUCAAGUGAACAGAGGUUGUUUCUCUUCUCAAUUUUUUUGGGUCAAGCGGUUGUUUCUCUUCUGAUAA